AUGGAUAGACAAACAUAUCACACUUCGACUACUAAUCAACAAAAGUCUUAUCAAACAGUCAUGAAAGUUAUCUUUGCACUCGCCAUCAUCGGCAUUUUAGCCUUUGUAUUAUAUACCCCAACUGAAGCCAAAAAGGGCCCAACCAUUACCGACAAGGUUUACUUUGAUAUUGAAAUCGGAGGAGAAGAAGUUGGAAGAGUAGUAAUGGGAUUAUACGGAAAGACAGUACCAAAGACAGCAGAAAACUUUAAGCAAUUAUGUACUGGUGAAAAGGGUAUCGGACAAUCAGGAAAAGCACUUCACUAUCAAGGAUCAAAGUUCCAUCGUAUCAUUCCAAACUUUAUGAUUCAAGGUGGUGACUUUACAAGAGGAGACGGUACUGGUGGUGAAUCAAUCUAUGGCAAGAAGUUUGACGACGAAUCGUUCAAGUUAAAGCACACCAAGCCAGGUCUUUUGUCAAUGGCCAACAGUGGACCAAACACCAAUGGAUCACAAUUCUUUAUCACCACCGUUGUCACCUCUUGGUUGGAUGGUCGUCAUGUUGUAUUUGGUGAAAUUCUUGAAGGUAUGGAAAUCAUCAAAAAGAUCGAAGCUGUCGGUUCCCAAAGUGGUACUCCAUCAAAGACUGUUGUCAUUUCUGCUUCUGGUGUAUUAUCAGAAGAAAGAGAGAAAAAAAUGAUAACAAAUAAUAUAAACUCAUUCUUUAAAAAUACAAAAAUAUCAGGACUAUCACAAAAAGAAAAUCAAAUGUUAUUGAAUAUGAACCCAAGAGAAUUUUCAAAGAUAUUGAAAGAAUCUGGAAUUCUUUUUUCAAAGUAUCCAGCUUCACUAAUCAUUCAAAAUAGACCAAACAAAUUAUUUUCAAUUUCAAAAGAUGAUUCACUAUGGAAUGCAAUUUCAUAUAUGGAUAGUUCAUCAAGUAGAUUAUUUGUUCUAGAUCAUCAUCAAACAAUCAUUAAUUUAUUAAGUGAAUCAGAUAUUAUUAAUUUGGUUGCUCAAAAUAUUCAUCUAUUAGGUGAGAUAAGAUCAAAAACAAUUCAACAAAUUGGUUUAUGUAGCGCACCUGUUAAAGUAUACAACAAAGACAUGAGAGUAAUAACAGUUUUAGAAUUAUUAUUACAAAAAAAUGUUUCUGCUGUUCCAAUUAUCGAUCAAACUGAUAAUAAAUUGAUUGCCAAUUUCUCAGUAUCAAAUUUAAAAGGAUUAGGAGAGAAUAAUUUCUCAGAGUUAAUGUUACCGGUUUAUGAAUACCUUCAAUUCCAAAGUAUCAAAGAAAUGAACAAAAAGCAAUCUUCAUUGGAAAAAUCAUUCCAUCCAUUGGUUCUUCAUGAAUGGGAUACUUUUGAGAAUGCAAUCUUUAAAUUGGCAGCAACCAAGGUUCAUCAACUUUGGGUUGUCAAUAUUGAUUACGUCCCAAUAUCAGUGGUAACCAUUAAUAGUAUUUUAAAGUUAUUAACUGUUCAAAGAAUGGAUUUAAGACCUUAA
This is a messenger RNA of Cavenderia fasciculata, 1485 nucleotides long. It is a transcript of the gene cypB, whose product is annotated as cyclophilin B. The record is from RefSeq and is a predicted model, not a curated record. The coding region runs from base 1 to 1485 and encodes 494 amino acids. NCBI's taxonomy places the organism in Eukaryota, Evosea, Eumycetozoa, Acytosteliales, Cavenderiaceae. Gene Ontology annotation, biological process: protein folding; protein peptidyl-prolyl isomerization. The transcript is spliced from 8 exons. Gene Ontology annotation, cellular component: intracellular membrane-bounded organelle. Gene Ontology annotation, molecular function: peptidyl-prolyl cis-trans isomerase activity.